This is a messenger RNA of Monosiga brevicollis MX1, 996 nucleotides long. RefSeq lists its product as uncharacterized. NCBI's taxonomy places the organism in Eukaryota, Choanoflagellata, Craspedida, Salpingoecidae. Gene Ontology annotation, biological process: phosphatidylinositol phosphate biosynthetic process; Golgi organization; endosome organization. The transcript has 9 exons. The record is from RefSeq and is a predicted model, not a curated record. The annotation marks the transcript as partial. Gene Ontology annotation, cellular component: trans-Golgi network; endosome; plasma membrane. Gene Ontology annotation, molecular function: 1-phosphatidylinositol 4-kinase activity.
GACCCCGGUUUUGCUGCCGUCAUCGCCUCUGUGGAGCAAGCCAUUGGCGAUGGCGUCUUUCCCUACCUGAUUACCCAGGGCUCCAGUGGCUCGUAUUUCUGUCGCAACAUUGACAAGGAACUUGUGGGUGUCUUCAAACCCAAGAACGAGGAGCCUUACGGCGCUCUCAACCCCAAGUGGGGCAAAUGGUUUCAGCGCAAUUUUUGCUGCUGCAUGUACGGUCGCAAUUGCUUGUUGCAAAACGCAGGCUAUCUGUCAGAGGCCGGUGCCUCCGUGGUGGACACGUGCCUCAACUUGAACAUUGUCCCCAAAACGCGCGUGGUGCGCUUAACCAGCCCCACCUUCCACUACUCACGCUUUGACCGUGCCCGUGCCCGUGCCGUACAAAGCGCAUCACGCCGCUUUCCUGAAACUGUGGGACGCCAUCUACGCCAAGGCCUGCCCCCAAAAGUGGGCUCAUUCCAACAGUUUGUCAAGGGCUACAAGGACGCCACGGUCUUCCUCCGCGAGCAUGACCCAGACACGCUUCCGCCCCACAUCCAACUUCAGCUCCAGCAUCAGUUCGAGCUCUUGGUCGUGCUUGAUUACAUUACCCGCAAUACGGAUCGCAACAACGACAAUUGGCUGAUCAAAUACGACCCGGUCCGAGACUUGGCCGCUUUCCGCUUGUGGGCCAUCAGGCUAGCAGCCAUUGACAAUGGCCUCUCCUUCCCUUUUAAGCACCCCGACAACUGGCGCACUUACCCCUUCCAUUGGGCCUGGCUACCCCUGGCCAAGCGACCUUUUUCCGAAGAGACAAUCCUGCGUGUUCUGCCACAGCUAGAACGAGAAGAGUUUAUCGAAGAUAUGGGCGACCAGCUCUACGUGCUCUUCAGCCAAGACAAGAGCUUUUCUCGUCACAAAUUUGAGCAACAGAUGGCCGUCAUGCGCGGUCAAAUUAUCAAUCUCAAAACCGCUUUGCAGCAGCGCAAGUCUCCUGAGCAACUCGUCCAGAUG